Lycium ferocissimum is the source of this 882-nucleotide messenger RNA. RefSeq lists its product as uncharacterized. Gene Ontology annotation, molecular function: protein binding. The coding region runs from base 1 to 882 and encodes 293 amino acids. Lineage: Eukaryota; Viridiplantae; Streptophyta; Magnoliopsida; Solanales; Solanaceae. The record is from RefSeq and is a predicted model, not a curated record. The transcript has 3 exons.
AUGCCUAUUCUUCAACCAGAACUCAUCACUGAAAUCCUCUUAAGGGUUCCAGUCAAAUUCCUUUUGAAAUUCAGGUCUGUUUCAAAAUCUUGGCUUGCUUUAAUAAUUAGCCCUGAAUUUAUCCAGGAACAUUUUAGUGUAUCUGCUGAUAACAAGGAAUGCACUCACCAUAGGCUCAUGAUGAAAGUGGAUCAACCUAAUAACAAUCUUAAGGACUGUUCUCUUAGAUCUUUGCUUUAUGAUGAAUUUGUUAUUGAGGCAUCUACCUUUGAUAUCCCAGGAGAAAUUCCAGUGAAUCUUUCGGGGUUGUGGGGUAGUAUGUAUAAUUUCAAUUACCAGCAUGGUAGUUUGCCUCUUCUUGAGGUCAAAGUAUAUAGUUUAAAGAGUGAUUCUUGGAGAAGUAUGGAGGAUUUUGAGGAUGGGGUGCGCUUCAGGAAUUCGGGUCUGUUUUUAAAUGGGAAACUUCAUUGGACUACUUCUUGUGGUCUUGGCGAGCAUAGUCCUCGAGGGCCUCGGGGCAUCGUCUCUAUUGAUAUGGUUGAUGAGAAAUGGGGAAAGGAGUAUGGGGUUAAAGAGUGUUGGACAAAAAUGUAUACCAUCAAAUGUCCCAGUGAUCUUGAGACUUGUUUUCUUUCCCCUUCAUGUUACAUGUCAAAGAAAGGUGAAAUUCUGGUUGUUUGUGGAACAUAUCGGAUGAUACACAAUCAAGAGGAUACACCAUUGGUUAUCAAAAAGAUAUACAAUCCAAAGGAUGAUUCGAUUAGAUAUGCAGCGGUUACAAACUUACGCAUAACGGAAAUCUACAUUGAGAGCCUUGUCUGUCCUCUUCCACAAAACCAACCAAGGAUUUUUCAAAAACGAAGGCUGCAGAUGCUCAGAUGA